AUGGAUCUAAGUUUAAAUGUAAUCAACGGAAUGGUUAUCAAAGUGCUCUCUCAGUCAAAUCUUGCUACAAACUUCGCACUAGUUUUAAGAUUGCGUGUGGUUGUGAAUCCAGAUGAAAACCGAUUACCCAUCGUAUCCCACUCUUCGCCAUUUGUUCACAAAGGACAGAAAGGCGAUAGAUUAGCCGAGGACGGAGAUUUGGGACCUUCCGGAGCGGGAAAACCGGAACGGCCUAAUAUCAAUAUAUCAUCUCAAUGCAAAUGCAGCAUCAACGACAUAUCAGUAAUGCUGACGAACAUACCAAGCAUGCGUGGCCCUCCAGGACCUCAGGGACCCACUGGCGCAGAUGGUACUACCGGCGCACCUGGAAAAACGGGACAAAUGGGAGAACAAGGGCCACCUGGUCCAGCAGGACCAAAAGGUGACAGAGGAGACAGAGGUGAAUCCGGUAUGCCAGGGGUUGAAGGACAACCAGGUUCAAAAGGGGAACCUGGAUCUGAUGGUACUCCUGGUCUUCAGGGCCCAUCUGGCCCUCCUGGACCUCCUGGAUCGAUCACUCCAACGCUAUUGGAAUCAACGGGAUUAUACGGGGCUGAUAGGAUCCCUGGCCCUCCGGGGGACAGAGGUCCGAUGGGCCUGGCAGGUCCGCCCGGCGAAAGAGGAUAUACCGGCAAUAAAGGGGAGAAAGGAUUACACGGAUCCAAAGGGGACAAAGGGGAAAGGGGUUAUACGGGCGCGCGAGGCCCACACGGCGCGAAGGGCGAACGCGGCCAACCCGGUAAAGACGGGCUGCCGGGUCUCCCAGGCUCGCACGGCCGACCGGCGGAAAAAGGCGAGAAAGGUGUUCGGGGUCUACCUGGGCCGCCGGCGCCUUCUUUGACUGCGGUUUCUGAAAAUUCUGUUCUAGGAGAUCUUGCAAGAACAGGUCCACGAGACAUCGCUAAACUCAAGGGCGAUAAGGGAGAACGAGGCGAAAAGGGCGAAAAAGGAACGCGAGGUAUUGAAGGUCCACAAGGAUUUCCGGGUAACGAUGGAAAGGCAGGGGAACGCGGAGAUAUUGGUCCUUCAGGACUCCCUGGAGCGCAAGGUGCUACAGGAUUAACUGGGCCCAAAGGUGAUAAAGGAGAUUCUGGACCACCCGGCCCUGUUGCUAUAUCUAGAGAAGAAGCUGUUAUUAUGACCAAGGGUGAUAAAGGUGAACCGGGUCCUAGGGGAAAAAGAGGUCAUCCUGGAGCUCCUGGACCAAGAGGAGCACCGGGUCUGCCUGGUCCCCCUGGCAUUCCUGGUACUAAUGGAGUAUCUGGAGACAUUGGACUACCUGGGUGGACUGGUCCACCUGGGAUCGCCGGCCCUCCGGGCACUCAGGGUCCAAAAGGUGAAAAGGGGGAGCCGGGAAUUGCUUUAGCGGACCUUGAAAAGUUGAAAGGUGAUAAGGGUGAACGUGGUUUAGAUGGAACUCCAGGUACAAAUGGGAAGGAUGGGCCCCAAGGUCCACCUGGACCUCCAGGUACCCCUGCAAAAGUUGAGUUCAUCCCUGUGCCGGGUCCGCCCGGGCCCCCGGGACCACCAGGAACAAGUACAACGAACCAACUUCCAUUGGACACUUUGACAGAUAGCCCGGGAAUUAAUCGUCUUGAAACAACGGCAGGAAAGCCACGUGACGCACUGCAAAUACUUCGAAAUUUAAAUAAUUUGAUGCAGUAUCGACAAGGAGCAUACCAUUUCGCGGAACCUUUAGAUUCCCUAAGUGAAAGUGGUGAUUAUGACGAUGAAGAAGAUGGAAGGACGAUUAUUGGUACUGUCUUAUUCAAAACCACGGAUUCAUUAUUACGGUUGGGUGCAAAGAACCCCCGAGGCACUCUGGCAUAUGUCAUUCAAGAGCAAGCACUGCUUAUUCGCGUUAACAAUGGAUGGCAAUAUGUUUCAAUGGGGUCCCUGUUGGCUGUACACAACUCACCUGGCAACGGGCCCACUCGAACGCCGCUACAGAAUAUUCUAGAAACUUCUAGUUUAGUGCAUCACAAGAGUCCCGUGGGAGAAGGCCCAGUGCUUCGUCUAGCUGCGUUGAAUGAACCUCACACGGGUGACAUGCACGGAGUAAGCAGUACCAAUUACGAGUGCCACAGACAAGCACAGAGAGCCGGCCUCGAUGGCACUUUCCGUGCUUUCAUCUCUUCAAGGGUCCAAAACAUAGAUUCAAUAGUGAGCUGGGUUGAUCGGGAAAUACCAGUUGUGAACAUACGCGGUGACGUGCUGUUCAAUUCUUGGGGAGAGAUGUUCGACGGAUCCGGUGCAUUGUUUGCACAUGCACCCCGAAUUUACAGUUUUAGUGGGAAAAAUGUGUUGACUGACCCUGGCUGGUAA
This is a messenger RNA of Pieris macdunnoughi, 2364 nucleotides long. The record is from the annotation of a GenBank genome assembly. NCBI's taxonomy places the organism in Eukaryota, Metazoa, Arthropoda, Insecta, Lepidoptera, Pieridae.